CAGCCCUUUAAAAGGAGCAGAGACUGGGGGAUCAGCAGCCCCAGGUAGGAGACAGGGUCCAGGAGAGAAGGUGCAGGUUUCCCAGCCAGUUCAGGCAAGAGCCCAGGUCCUGGGCCGCCUCAGCCCUGAUGUCUGCAGAGGUGGAUGUGCCCGUGUGUGACCCUGAAUUUGGCAGCAACAAGGUGAAGGAGCCAAGCAUGGGGGGCAGGUGGUGUGGUUCCUGGUAUGAGCGGUUUGUGCAGCCGUGUCUUGUUGAACUGCUGGGCUCUGCCCUCUUCAUCUUCAUUGGAUGCCUCUCAGUCAUCGAGAACGGGCAGGACACAGGGCAGCUGCAGCCGGCCCUGGCCCACGGGCUGGCCCUGGGCCUCAUCAUCGCCUCGCUGGGGAGUAUCAGUGGUGGGCACUUCAACCCUGCGGUGUCCCUGGCGGUCAUGCUGAUCGGAGGCCUGAACCUGAUGAUGCUCCUUCCCUACUGGAUCUCCCAGCUGUGCGGGGGGCUGAUCGGGGCUGCCUUGGCCAAGGCAGUGAGUGCGGAGGAGAGGUUCUGGAACGCAUCUGGGGCAGCCUUUGUGACGAUCCAGGAGCCAGCGCAGGUGGUGGGGGCGGUGGUUGCAGAGAUCAUCCUGACAGCACUGCUGGCACUGGCCGUCUGCAUGGGCGCCGUCAACGAGAGGACGCGGGGCCCUCUGGCCCCCUUCUCCAUUGGCUUCUCUGUCACUGUGGAUAUCCUGGCCGGGGGUGCUGUGUCUGGAGCCUGCAUGAAUCCUGCCCGUGCCUUUGGACCUGCCGUGGUGGCCAACCACUGGGACUUCCACUGGAUCUACUGGCUCGGCCCGUUCCUGGCCAGCCUGCUUGUAGGACUGCUCGUCAGGUUCUUCAUUGGAGAUGGGAAAACCCGCCUCAUCCUAACAGGACAGUGAAGCUGAGGGCAGAACCCUCAGUGGACCCGUCCUGGGCUGCAGAUGGGACGGGGGCCCAGGGGGCUGCAGCCUUACUCCGCUAGUUUGUUUCUGAUAGACCACUAAGUUCUGAGAUGUUCUAGGUUCUUCUCAUUCCUUUGUGCUCACGGGAGACCUUAGCCUGGGGAAUGCGUUGUCAGCACUGCCCAGAGGGAGGUAGAAACAGCACCAAACAGAGCAGGUUUUUCUUGACAGGAAAGGCCCCAUGAUCAGAAAAGCAGUCUGAAGAGGCGGCUGUUUGUGUCUGCCAGCUCAUUUGCCCUGCUCCCUUUCUUUCUCCGUCUCGGUUCCCUGAUGCCUCUGUGAUGGAAGGACCUUCUGUGGUCUCUUUCCUUGCUUCCUGAGCUGCCAAUCUACCUUUGCAAUAAAUAGCCCAGUAUUUCCUGGUAGUGUCUAUUGGCUGGCCGUGCCUUUCAGAAAUGGGUGCUUCUGGGGAGGAAGCAAAGUCCGGGUCGGGCUUUAGCUGUUAAGAAUCCGGUUAGCUUGAGCUCAGCGUAGAGUUCAGUGUUAAGCACUCAGCGCGCAGGCCAGCGCAGAGCCCGUCUCCCACUCAGCCGGACCCUCUCUGGAGGGGAGCUCAGUCCUUUCUAGAGUCUGGAUUGGACUUGGGCUAGUCAAUUCCAGAUCACAGACGCGGGACCCUACUGAAAAGCCCAGCACAGAUCCAGGGGCUGGUUCGGUGCACAGUGCUAUCCAGGACACGAUCAGCACCCCCACCCCUCCCCAGCAGGGGGCGAGGAGGGCCACGAGGGUGAGCCAGAGCUGCGGGGAUUUCCAGAGGAAACUGACGAUAUGCCAUAAUACAGGUUUGGGGAACCAAUGGUAUUUGGAUGGAAGAUAUAAGUGUACUGCAUAAGAAAGAAUAAAAAAGGACAAAAAGGCA
This is a messenger RNA of Manis javanica (Malayan pangolin), 1842 nucleotides long. It is a transcript of the gene AQP8, whose product is annotated as aquaporin 8. Gene Ontology annotation, cellular component: plasma membrane. Gene Ontology annotation, molecular function: water channel activity. Lineage: Eukaryota; Metazoa; Chordata; Mammalia; Pholidota; Manidae. Gene Ontology annotation, biological process: transmembrane transport; water transport. The record is from RefSeq and is a predicted model, not a curated record.